AUGGUCACAGGUUGCAAGCUUAGUAAAGAAGAUGAAUCUCCUAAUGCGAAUCAAACUCAAUAUAGAUCUAUGAUUGGGAGUCUUCUCUAUGUGAAUGCUACAAGGCCAGACAUUAUGCAAGUUGUUGAUGUGGUUGCAUGGUAUCAAGAAGCACCAAAGGAAACACAUGUGCAAGCAGUGAAAAGAAUCAUCAAGUAUUUGAAAGGUACUAUGGAUUUUGGGUUGUGGUACCCAAAGGGUGAUUAUUUCACUCUCAAGGAAUACAUAGAUGCAAAAUGGGUGAGUGACACGGAUGAUAGAAAAAACACUAGUGGAGGGGCUUUCUUCCUUGGCAACAAUCUUGUAACUUGGCUAAGCAAGAAACAAGCUUUAGUGUCUCUAUCUACUGUAGAGGCAAAGUAUAUUGCAGCAGCAUGUUGUACCUAA
Molecule: messenger RNA, 426 nt
Organism: Cryptomeria japonica (Japanese cedar)
Lineage: Eukaryota; Viridiplantae; Streptophyta; Pinopsida; Cupressales; Cupressaceae
Product: secreted RxLR effector protein 161-like
Exons: 1
Coding region: 1-426 (141 amino acids)
Source: RefSeq, a predicted model, not a curated record